GGGCUGAAUUAACCAUUAAGAAAAAUAAGCACGUGCUUUAGGGCAUAAAGGGAAGGGAUACCGCAAAAAUUUUACAUUACCAAUUAUACUUUUUAAAACUCUAUUCAUAAAAUUUCAAGGUCAAAUGCUCUACAAAACCAUAAUUCCAAAGCUCCAUGAUGCUAUAAUUUUAAAAUCUAAAAGUUCUAUUGAGAAAAAUAAAGUUCUAUUUUAUACAUAUGGAGACACCAAAACCUCUUAAGUGUUAGAACCUCCAAAUAUUUUAAUCCGUUCUUAUUGAAACGGAAAAAAAUAUUAGGCCUGGAGCAGUUCCCGCCUAAAAGGUGUACAAGUGUUUUCAUUUAAUCAUGGCUAUUCGUUUGCAUGUAAAACAUGAUUUAUCCGAAGUAAAAGAGAAUGUGUUACACUUGAUGCCGUGUAAAAUUCAUGGAAAUGAAUCUGCGAAGGUUUCUUCUUACUUUACACCUUAUAUUCGUAACAUAGACGAUGAGCAUUAUAAUUCGUCGUUUCGUGGAUAUCCACUUCAGGGGAAAAAAAUAAUGAUACCUUCUGGAUACAAAGGUCUUACGUUUCUUGAACACAAAAAACCAGAAAUAGGAAACGUGGAACGUAAUUUAUAUUCUACAGGAACUUUUUCAUAUUUCACCUAUUGGAAUUAUGAUAAGCUACCAUCAAAGGAUGAUGCUUUAGCAUCAGCAAUGGAUUGGAUUGAUAUUGCUGAAGCACUACAUUCAACAAAAUCAUAAUUACAAAGAAAAAUGUUAA
This is a messenger RNA of Megachile rotundata (alfalfa leafcutting bee), 765 nucleotides long. Its product is annotated as ribonuclease H2 subunit C. Gene Ontology annotation, cellular component: ribonuclease H2 complex. Lineage: Eukaryota; Metazoa; Arthropoda; Insecta; Hymenoptera; Megachilidae. The record is from RefSeq and is a predicted model, not a curated record. Gene Ontology annotation, biological process: RNA catabolic process.